AUGUCAACUGAUAAACCAGAUCUGCAAGAAGGUCAACCACACGAUCUGAUUCUUUCCACGGCAGAAGAAGUUAUACAGUCGCAAGCAGAAUCGAAGAAGAACAAGAAAAAGAAGUGUCGUGGUAAUCGUAAACUACAAAGAUUUAGAGCAAAACUGAGACGACAAGGAUUGAAUAAUGAAGCAAUUACAACAGUAAUAAAUACAUAUAAUAAUCCAUCUCGACCUGAAGAAGAAGAAAACGUACAGAAUACUGAUGUGAAUGUACAAGAUUUUAUUGAAUUACAUCAACAGGCACAGGAAGAAGUACAUGGAAUGGUUCAAGAAAUGGCAACAAAGCGAAAACGAGAACUACGAGGAGGUGUGACAACAUCUAUCAGUCAAGUGUCUAUUGCUCAACCUUUGACUAAACGACAACGUUCAACAACAAUUAUUGAUUUGACUCAAGUUAGAAAUAAUUCUAAGAAAUCAAAAGACAAAACAAAACCAAAUUAUUUGAAUACAUCAGAUCAUGUCUUCAAACAGAUGUUAUCAAAAGCAUUGGAAGGUGUGGAAAAUACUAUUCAAUCACUAGAUACACCAGAGAAAUUACAAUAUGCUCGUACUUAUGCACAAUUAGUUAAUGACUUGUUCUAUCUUCGAUUAAAACAAGAUUAUUGGGAUCAUUAUUAUAAGAUAACUACAACUACAAGUAUAUGGUCUCUGGAAUUAUCAAAACAAAUAAUUAAAGAAAAUAAUUUAAAUCGAAUUUAUUUUAUGACACAAAAUAAUGUACAGAAACGUCGACAGAUGGUCAUUGAAGAAUUGAAACAAACAGAGAAUGAAUUAGAUAAACAUAAACAAUUGCUAACUGACCAAUUCAUUGAUCUAAAGAAAUUAUCAAUGGUGAUUCCUGCAUUUGUACGAAAAGGUCAAUAUAAAUUGUCCGCUGAUUUUCAACACAGAACACAACUUUUACAAUUGGAUGCCAAUGAUUAUUGUUUAGUACAAGCAUUUUAUAAAUUGAAUCCAUCUGAAGAUCAGAUUAGAUCAGCAAAAAUCAUAUGGCAAGCAACAUUUGAUAAACAACACAUGGAAGAAUAUGUGGCCAUAUUAAAACAACGUAUCUAUACCAAACGAUUACCUGCUUCGUUCGGUAUUCUCGAUCAUUCUAUUGAUAAUGCAGAACAAAUGUUGAAACAACUUGUACUUCAUGCAGAUAAACGUGCUACAUUAUCAUCUCGACGUCUUAAAACCAUUGCUCAAUUCAAAUAUGAUCUACUUACAUUAGAGAUUACAACAAGUGAAGAAUUAAUUCGUAGUCAUACUAAUAUUAUUGUCAAUGAAAAGAAGAAGUUAACUGAUUCUGCUACUACUACUACUACUGCACAAGUUCCAUUAUCAAAAUCACUUGUUUCAAUCUUAAAUGCUAUCGCUGCACGUCAAUCCAAUAUUAUCCAACGUGCUCAACUGAUUACUAAACAAAAAUUUCAUAUUCUUCCAUCGUCACCAAUUAUUGAAGUCGAUUCAUCUUUGUCAUCAAAACAAUUAGCAUUUCUUGCGAAUGGUCCUAAAUAUGUACCUACAUGUCAAAGUCGAUUUUCACAUUCAAACAUCGAUGUUAUUAUCAAACAAGAACAUGAAAACAUUAUAAAAUCAUUUAAAAAUACUCUCACAGAUAAUUGUCUAUCGAUCUCUGAUCAACGAGCCAAAGAAUUCUUUAUGUCUAUUGAAAAUCUUCUUUGUCAGCUACAAACACAAUCUGUAUCACAUCGAUUAUCAACUCGUAUUCGACACGAUGAUAAAAUGAUUAGAAGUAUUCAACGUAUACAGAAACAAGAAAAUAUUGUUUUACGAAGAACAGAUAAGAGUAAAGUGUUUCAUUUGGGAAGUACUGAGAGUUACCAUCAUAAAUCAAUGGAAUAUAUGCAAAAAACAAAGGCAUACAAAGAAAUAACAAGUGGAAUUAAUCCAUGUAUGGAUCAUUUACAUCAAGUUUUAACAUUUAUAAAUCCGUUGUUACAGAAAAAGAUUAUUGAUCUUAAAUUAUGGAAACAAUGGAUGCAUCCAAAUAUUGAAACAAUUGAAUUAGCACAUCUUUACUUCAUACCCAAACCACACAAGAUUGAUACACCGUUGAGACCUAUUGUAUCAUCGAUACGAGCUGCAGCAAAAGGUUUAUCACAUUUCUUAGAUCAAUUACUUCGUCCAAUAUUUGAUCGAGCAGCAAGACAAACAACGCUUAUUAAUGGAAUUCAUUUUGUUCGACGAUUAGAAUUAUAUCGAGAUAUUGGUCGUCUAUCAUCAACAACUACUUUUAUUACAUUUGAUGUUACUGAUCUCUAUACAAUGAUACCUCGUGAUGGAGCUCUAUACAUUUUAGAAGAAUUCUUAAAUAAAUAUGCAAGAAAUGGUCGAAUCCAUAGUAUGCCAAUUGAUACUAUUAUGAAAAUGGCUCAUCUUAUUUUGAAUACAAAUUGUUUUGUAUUCGAAAAUAAAUAUUAUGAACAAAUUCGUGGUGGUGCUAUGGGAUCACCAUUUACAAUGACUCUAGCGAAUAUCUAUAUGUUAAAAUGGGAACAAUCAUUAAUUGAACAUCAAAAAUUUCAUAAUGAACUCUAUGGACGAUAUAUCGAUGAUGUAUUUAUGACUACAAAUCUAUCUGUUGAUCAAAUUAAUCUGAUGUUAGACAGAGCAAAUGGAAAAGAUGAGAAUAUACGUAUUAGUCGAUCAAUUGGAUCUACAAUCGAAUUUCUUGAUGUUUUAGUAAACAAUAAUCAUGGACAAUUACAUACUUCAGUUUAUCAUAAACCAGCAGCAGAACCAUAUAUUGUUCCAUUUUUAUCAGAUCAUCCACGUUAUAUUCAUCGCAAUACGGUUAAAGGUGCUCUUUUUCGAGCAGUUCGUCUAUGUUCAAACGUAGAAGACUUUGACAAAGAACGAUUGAACAUUGAACUUAUGUUAUUAUUAAAUGGCUAUCCACCAAAGUUUGUUUCCUAUCAUUUUAAACAAUUCUUUGAACAGCAUCAUAUUAUGUCAUUGAUGAAUGAAUUGAAUGAUGAUAUCUAUCGAGAAUUACAUCACAAAUUAAUUCUUCAACCAACAUAUCGAGAACGAGAAAGAGAACGACAAAUUUUUAAUAAAAAAGAGAUUCGUGUUCUUUUUACUUUUGAAAGUGGUCCAAAGUUACAAUUCAAGCGAGAACUCCAUCGAUUAUGGAAGAAAUAUUAUAUCUACGAAGGAUCAUUAGUCAAUGAUGUUAAACUAAAGUUUAGUUCAAAAAGCAAUAAAUCUCUCAAUGAACUACUUGUUAGAAAGAAACCACCACGAUCCAUGUUAGUCACUAAUCAUGCAACAACAUCUACAUAA
Messenger RNA from Adineta steineri, 3345 nucleotides. The record is from the annotation of a GenBank genome assembly. NCBI's taxonomy places the organism in Eukaryota, Metazoa, Rotifera, Eurotatoria, Adinetida, Adinetidae.